AUGACCUCGAUUCUGUUGAUCCUUCUAUUGGUUAUCACCGUCACCGGGAUGUUCCAGGAGCUCUCCGAUUUACAGAACCUUCACCGGUUCCUUGAAGGACUCCAAGGAUCCUCCUCACUUGCUGUAAAAUCAAGAAGCCGCAGAGAGCUAAUUUGUGGUAGGCGACUAAGUAAGACGGUAACCAACCUUUGCGUGGAGAUGAAUCCACAAAAGGAGGAGGACAUCGCAACGAAAUGUUGCAAAAAUAAAGGCUGUUCGAGGGAGUAUAUCAAAUCAAUAAUGUGCCCUGAUGAAUGAUUUUUUCCCUGCAAUCAA
Caenorhabditis elegans is the source of this 315-nucleotide messenger RNA. RefSeq names its product INSulin related (gene ins-32). Gene Ontology annotation, biological process: signal transduction. The record is from RefSeq and is marked reviewed. The transcript is spliced from 2 exons. Gene Ontology annotation, cellular component: extracellular region. NCBI's taxonomy places the organism in Eukaryota, Metazoa, Nematoda, Chromadorea, Rhabditida, Rhabditidae. Bases 1 to 297 code for a protein of 98 amino acids. Gene Ontology annotation, molecular function: hormone activity.